AUGGAGUCCAAUUGGAAGUAAGUUAUGGAUUUAUUGUUACAAAGGGUUAUAAAAUGUUAGUACUAAUGUUUUCUUUACAUUAUUCAUAAAGCGUAGCUUUUAUUUAUGCCGAAUCGUGACCAAACAUGUGUUUUAACAUUAUCUUUUCAGAUUGGGUUCUUAUGCAUUUCUCGCCUUCUCAGUAGUUGAUGUAAGUUUAGUUUUAUUGUUAUAUUUUAUUGUUUAGGCGUGUUUUUUCAAUUUUUCCAUACCUUCAAAAGUUUUAUCGUGGUUUCUGGCUGGAGAACAAGUUAUUCAGCUGGCCACACUAAUUGGAUUUAUUUCUCUACUUAAUCUAUGUUCUCUCAUAUAUUAUUGGGCUACGGGUGACACGGUUUUUGAAGCAUACUACAAAGCUACCAAAUCUCAAAAUUUGAGUAAGUUAGGUUUAUUUCUUUUUGCUGGUUGCUUUUAUAAUAUAGUUUAUAAACCUAAGUUUAGUGUUAUUUUCAGAAAGUUUUACUGUAGUAGUACUGAAAAUAGAUGAAAUGUAACAUUGACAACGAUUUCAGACGUAAUAAGUAAUGCCAGUCAAAGGCGGUUGAAUAAUACAUUCAACAAGUCUUUGAACACCACUUUGAACGAUUUCAAGUACCGAUCAGUAGAUGACAAUGCCAAUUCUUCAUUGGACAAAACUAAUUGGUCUCAAAUCUUCACUGACAGCUUCUCAGCUGCCAACUAUUCUUCUGACUCUAAAUUGGACGAAUCUUCUCGUAGUAAGAAGCUACAUACAACUGGACCAAACUCCCUUGAGCUGAGUUCCUUUUCUUCAACUCAACAUUCUGUUUACACUGAUGGACAAUAUGAGAGAUUGAGGUUCAAGCAAGAAAUGACAGAAGAUUCUAACCUGAACGACAGUAGUUUUGCCAGAAAGAUAGACUUUAUCUUUUCUAAUUCUAAAAGCUCUUUUUCGGAUUUGAACUCAAAGGAUUAUCAUAUUGGGUACCAGAAGGGGGAAGAGCGGAAAUUGGAUGGUAAGAUUAUAAGGUUUGUGGAUUAUUUGUAUAUACAGUUGAGGCUAUUUAUAAGUUGGAAACGAGAAUCUAUUCUUAAACGUUGCAAACCAUAAUAAAACUUUAAAACUCACGUAUAAUAAUGUUGACUUUUCAAAAUUCAUCAACAACAUUGACAAUUUUAGAAAGUUUGGCCAAUAUCUACAAGAAGAUCGAAGAAGCUGAACAAGAUGAAGGAAAGGAAACUCGGCAAUCCGGGGAGAAGAUUUUAUCUAUUUUGAAAAGACGUACUAGUGUUUCUCAGGACGAAUUCCAAUCUUCUUUCCAACGAAAUGCGGAGAAGUUAAGGGAAGCUUCGAACUCCUUCCAUUCAAAUCACUCCUUGAAUCAGUUGUUCUACAAUGACAAGUCUAAGAAGAGCAACCCCAAAGAAAACCAGUUUUAUCAAAGUGUCAUUCACAAGCUCAACUUACAGUAAGUGUAACUUUGGAUGUUUUUACCUAUUUUUAUUUUUCGAAUUUUUAAUAAAAAAUUUGCAGUGAUCCAGAACUGGCUCUUCUCACCAAGUUUUCUUUGAAAUUCCGUUUCUUUCUUCAUGAAAACGCUGUGAAGCCUUUUGUGAAAGCAGUAGACGAUGCCAAUCUGUCGUUGAAGAAGUUGAACUUGAAUCUUACGGUAGGAACGGCAAAGUUGGAGGAACUUCAAUUCCAUUUGGAUCAGCGGCCAGACUUGUAUGGGACUGAGCUGCCGUUUUUGUUACCUUUUUUGAAAAUGCAUUCAAAUCAACAUUAUUUGGUGAAGAGACUUAGGGAGUUGAACAAAUCUAACAUUCUACACGGAUAUCAACAUGAUAAGACCGGAGAAACCGAAAAUGACGAUGUUUCCAGUAGGUUUCGUUACUAUUAUAAUUUCUUUCUUUAUAGCUUUGUAAUUGUAAAUUCUCUGGGUUUUUUUAGUUGUUGUAUUAGUUCAGGUAACAUUAUAUACUAAUUUUAGGUUAGUUUGACGUGGUUAUGGUUUUGCCAGCACUAAAUAUUUAACUUUUAGGUAUUGAUGAAAAAUGGAACUCUGAGUAUCCGACUGAUGCUGAAAUUGUCUUUGGCAUGUUCUGUUUGUACAUGGAUCACGUUUUGGUGCCAGAGUCCUUAACUAAAACCCCAACUCGACCAUUUUCCUCAAUUUAUGUUUUCAAAGAACCUGGUCAAUUGGCAUUCAACCAAAAACUUCCGACUGCAUUCUUUAUCAGACAAGUAAGGCAUUUACAUUUUACGAGGUUUUUCUCACUUCUGGAAGAUAACACGCGCUAGUCAAGUUCUGAUAAUAGAAAAAGGAUAAAUUGUUUUAAAAUAGGCAUAGUUUUAAAAAUUCUGUAUUAUGAUAAUGUUUUAGCGACACCAAGGUGCUGAAAUCCUGUUUGAAUUCGUUGCGAACGGUGGCGCCGACAUCUACACCUUGCCAGCUGGCUCCCAAAACAUGUUCGCUUCGAUUUACUUAUUCCUGAAUCAUUGCUCCAAACACAACGGCGGCUACUUGGGAGACUUGAGACUAGACCGCAAAGGCCUGAACCUGGCUUUCUUGUUAUCCGAUGACUAAUUCCGACCUUUUGAUCUCAAGUUUUGUUAAUAAUUUAUAAUAAUAUCAUUCACAGUAUAUCAAGAUGGGAUUUGAACAACGUAUCACAUAUCGAAUAAAAUUGUUAACACCAUCGUGUGACCCUCUGAAACAGGUUUCAUGGAUCCUGUUGAGUAUCUCUAACGCGAUUUGCAUUUUAACAGAUUAGACUAUUCAUUUGUUUGCUUAUCUUUCGGAAUUUUGAUCUCUCACCCGCACUUUCCACUAUCACAGAAACCUUUUCAUUUUUUAGGCUUUACUUUCACGCCUCGGUCCUUUAUUUUGAAGUUGUAAAAAGUGAGUCUUUUAUAUUUUUACCGUUUACUACAGCGUUGCGCAAACAUGGUUUUAAGGUUUCUUAUGGUAACAGUAGUAUUGGGCAGUUUUGUGACAGUGUAUAAGGGGUGGGGUGUAUGUUCAUUUUUUUGAACAAGUAUAAUCACGUUUUUCUUUGAAAACAUUAUAGUAGUGCUUUCCUAACGUUUCAGAACAUUAUAAUCAUGUUUUUAAAGUUUGUUUUAAACGUCUACCGAUUCCUGCUAAUUUGUAUUUUGGCUUGUUUAAAUGGAGGUUUUGUGUAAUUUAAAGUGGUUUUAUAGAUUAUUUUUUAGCUUCCUUGUUAGCUGUUACCUCUUUAUCAAUGAUACAAGUUAUCAACGAUAAAUUCAUGGUUUAAAUCUUGAUAAUUUAAACGUCGUUGAUAGUUUGGACCAUAAAAAUGAGUUUUUAAAACCUUUUCUCAUUUUCAAAGUCUUAUUACUUUUUUACUUUGACCCAUAUUAUGGUUUUAUCAUGUCCAUAUUACAGACAUGGGCUUGGGAGGUACGGUUGCGGGCAUAAUCGGCGGUUCGGCCGCAACCAUCACCUUGCUGUCCCUUCCGUUUGUCGCACCAGCCUUCCGCCGAGUCUGUAUCCCCUAUGUACCCGCGUCACCCAAUCAGAUUGCCAACGUGAAACGCUUAUUGAACUCGUGCCACGCUCCGAAAACUCCGGCUGUCGAUUUGGGCAGCGGAGACGGACGAAUUGUAAGGAUAUUAACAUACUCAACUUUUAGGUUCUCUUAACGUAAAUGGUUAAAUAAUGAAGUUUGGCGAGCAGUUGGCUAGUCACUUGACUCCAGAAUGGCGCAAACAGUACAUCAGGUACGAAGAGCUGAAGGGCAUCUUAUACCAGAUUAUGCUCGAAGCCCCAACAGAAACAGAAGCCCGAGAGCAGUACGUCUCACAGAUGGAUGAACAGUUCUUUGCCGAAUGUGAAAGUGAACUGACUAAGAUCAACUUGUUCUUCAGCCAGAAAAUCGCCGAAGCUCAGGGAAAGUACCACGAACUCAACGCUGAACUCAUAACCUUCAAAGAAGCUAUCACUUCGCGAAACAUGGUCAGUCAACGAAGAACUUCUUUAAGGCAUCCCUUCAACAGCAAACCCAGCAAGCUUCAGAAGGAACAGUCCAAGACCGGUCAACAACUGAAACUGGCCUUCUCGGAGUUCUACCUGAAUCUGGUGCUUCUCCAGAACUUCCAACAACUAAAUGGAACCGGAUUCCGCAAGAUUCUGAAGAAGCACGACAAGUUGUUGAUGAACGAAGCCGGCCUCGAUUGGAGGAUAAAUCGAGUCGAGAAGUCAUCGUUCUUCCUUAACCGUGACAUUGAAACGCUGAUCAACAAUGUGGAGACUGCCGUGAUAAACGAACUGGAAGGAGGUAACCGACAAGCCGCGAUGAAACGACUUAAAGUACCACCUUUGACAGAGAAACAGCAUUCCGGAACAACCUUUUCUCUGGGCUUCUUCCUCGGAGUAUUCGCUGUUCUUGGAGUUGUCAUCAUAUUGUCAUGGUUUGGAUUCACAGCACGACCUCACGAACCGAAAUGGGUAGCUGUGCGACUGUUCAGAGGCUUCUUUCUGUUCUUUCUGAGUGUACUGUUAUGUGGACUGAACAUGUAUGGAUGGGCCGCGGCGGGAGUCAACCAUGUCCUCAUCUUCGAGAUGGAUCCACGAAAUCACUUAACUUAUCAAACUGUGAUGCAACUAGCCUCGUUCAUGCUGAUGUUGUGGGCAUUGUGUGUGUUGGGAUACCUAUAUGCACACACUGUUGGUCUACCACCGUUUAUAUUCCCACUGAUCUUGAUGCUGAUAUGUGUGUUGUUUCUGCUGAAUCCCCUGAACAAGCCGGAGAAUGUGUUCUACAGAAACAGCCGCUUCUGGUUGCUAAAGCAUUGUUUCAACUGUUUUACCUCGCCAUUUCACUUUGUCACAUUCACGGAUUUCUGGCUGGGCGAUCAGAUGAACUCGCUGGCCACAUGCUUCCUUGAUCUCCAGUACUUCAUUUGCUUUUACGCUACUGAAGUCGACUAUUCAAAUCUCAAGUUUGAAGCCAGAACCCUGAACGUGACUGAUGGAGUUGUACCAUGGGGCUACGUAGACAUCAAUACGGGACAAGACAUGUGUGCAUCCUUCUCGUGGAUCAGAAUCGUGGUAACAGCUAUUCCAGCUACUGUCCGUUUCCUACAGUGUCUACGGCGUUACCGUGACACACGACGGUGGCAUCCACAUCUUGUGAACGCCGGAAAGUACGCGACAACCUAUCUAGUGGUCGCCAGCAACUCGCUCAACAAAUGGGCCGAAGGCUCUCUUCCCGACUACGGUUACGUAUUCUUCUACUUCUGGGUAAUUUCAUAUGUAAUCUCAUUCACCUACACGUUCUUGUGGGACGUCUUUAUGGAUUGGGGCCUGAUUGAUCCGCGAGCACCAAAAGAAGCACCGUUACUGCGUGAAGAAAUGAUUUAUGGCAGCAAAUGGUACUACUACUUUGCCAUAAUCGAAGACUUUGUUCUCAGGCUGUCCUGGGUGAUGAACGUGUCACUGGCCGAAGCGUGGAUGCUCCACGGAGAUCUGUUGAUGUGCAUUAUGAGUCCACUCGAGGUGUUCAGAAGAUUCAUCUGGAACUAUCUUCGGUUGGAGAACGAGCACGUCAACAAUUGUGGUCAGUUCCGUGCCGUCCGCGACAUUUCCGUAAAGCCGAUUAGGAAAGGCGAUUUGGACUCGCUCUUAUCCAAGAUGGACCAGAUGGAUGGGGUCACACAUCGAGGCCAAGAUCUUCAGGAGAGAGUGAAGAAACAGAAGAAGGCGGCCAGAGAGAAGAGGCAGAUUCUGAAGAGAAACAGAAUUGCACGAAUCGCUCAUCCUAUACACCCCAGUGCCACGACAGGUGCCCUGGUCGAAACCGCUCACUAA
Messenger RNA from Bursaphelenchus okinawaensis, 5834 nucleotides. NCBI's taxonomy places the organism in Eukaryota, Metazoa, Nematoda, Chromadorea, Rhabditida, Aphelenchoididae. The record is from the annotation of a GenBank genome assembly.